Triticum aestivum (bread wheat) is the source of this 1674-nucleotide messenger RNA. RefSeq names its product E3 ubiquitin-protein ligase PUB23. Gene Ontology annotation, biological process: protein ubiquitination. The coding region runs from base 89 to 1351 and encodes 420 amino acids. The transcript has a single exon. Gene Ontology annotation, molecular function: ubiquitin protein ligase activity. The record is from RefSeq and is a predicted model, not a curated record. Lineage: Eukaryota; Viridiplantae; Streptophyta; Magnoliopsida; Poales; Poaceae.
CUUGGUCAGCUUCUUCAUUCGCUCUCCACCACAGAUCCAUUUCACGAACAAUCUUUCGCGAGCUAGCUUCUUCACCGGUUAUACAGCGAUGGAGGGGCCGUCGGUGGAGGUGCCGCCGUACUUCCUGUGCCCGAUCUCGCUGGAGAUCAUGCGCGACCCCGUCACGCUCGCCACCGGCAUCACCUAUGACCGCUCCAGCAUCGAGCGCUGGCUCUCCGACGGCCACGCCACCUGCCCCGUCACGCAGCAAAAGCUCGCCGAGGCCGACCGGGAGGCCACGCCCAACCACACGCUCCGCCGCCUCACCCAGGCCUGGUGCGCCCUGCACGCCGUCGAGCGCUUCCCCACCCCGCGCCCGCCCCUCGACGCCGGCCGCGUCGCCGAGAUCGUCGAAGAGGGCCACGGCGCGGGCCUGCAGAAGGAGCUGGCCGCGCUCCGGGAGAUCAAAGCCAUCGUCGACGAGAGCGACCGCAACAGGCGCUGCGUCGAGGCCACGCCCGGGGCCGUCGAGUUCCUCGUCUCCGUCGUCAGGAACCACGCCACCGUGUCUAAAUCGGCUCAAGAUUUGCUAGAACUGUCGCUGGAUUCCCCGACGUCCACCAGCUCGCCGGAGGAGGACGCGCUCAGCGUCAUCUGCUCGCUCAAGCCGUCCAAGAAGAGCCUGGUCCGGAUCCUCGAGAAAAACGGAGACUUCCUGGACACACUGGUGUACAUGCUGCGGCGACCGAGCUACCGGUCCCGCUGCUACGGCAUCAUCCUGCUCAAGGCGAUGGUGUCGGUGAUGGAGCCGGCGCGUCUCAUGGCGGUGAGACCCGAGGUGGUGCAGGAGGUGGUGCAUGUGGUGUCCGACAGGGUGUCCGCCAAGUCGGUGAAGGCCGCGCUGAACGUGCUGUGCCGGCUGUGUCCGUGGGGCCGGAACCGCGUCAAGGCCGUGGAGGCCGGCGCGAUGACUGUGCUGGUGGAGCUUCUCCUCGACGAGGGGGGCCGGCACCCCACCGAGCUGGCGGUGGUGGCCAUCGACCAUCUCUGCGGCUGUGCGGAGGGGCGGUCGGACCUGGUGGCGCACCCGGCGGGGCUGGCCGUCGUGGCCAAGAAGGUUAUGCGGGUGUCACUCACCACCACCGAGAGCGCGGUGCGCGCUCUGCACGCCGUGGCGACGCACUCGGCGACUCCGGCCGUGCUGCAGGAGAUGCUGGCCGUCGGGGUGGUAGCGAAGCUGCUGCUGGUUCUACAGGUGGACGCCGGCGAGCGGGCCAGGGCCAAGGCCAAGGAGCUGCUCAAGAUGCACGCUAGGGUUUGGAAGGACUCCCCAUGCUUGCAAGUGCACCUCAAGGCGUAUUACCCUUGCUGAUUUCAUCACGCCGAUCGCCGUUAAUUAAGCUGGUCAUAGUUGGGAUAACUUAGCUAGUAACGUAGCGCAAUCCAAAACAAGUUUGCUUCUGUGCAUGUAGUUCUUAGGAAGAGUAUUACCCUUGCUAAUUUCGUCACACCCGUUGUCGCUAAUUAGGAGGAGGAGCACAUCUGCCCUCCUUUAAUUUCUCACUAUAAUUGCCUACACAAAUUUUCACCAACAUUCACACUGAUUAAUUGAUUGUAAAUAUUGCUCCCCAUGAGAAAUUGCAUGUAGUUUAGAAACAGCCUGUAAUACUUGUUUAUUGCAGACAAUUAUAAAAA